Messenger RNA from Rhizopus microsporus ATCC 52813, 339 nucleotides. RefSeq lists its product as uncharacterized. The record is from RefSeq and is a predicted model, not a curated record. The transcript has 2 exons. Lineage: Eukaryota; Fungi; Mucoromycota; Mucoromycetes; Mucorales; Rhizopodaceae. The annotation marks the transcript as partial.
AUGGAGGGCUUUAGCCGCUUCUUUCAAGUCAGAUCUGAGCAGUCUGCCGUUCUUAGUCGGUUCUAUGAACAUACCAUCACAAACCAUGAUAAUGGAUACUCCCUCUUUAGCAAGGUCCGUCUUUUAGUGUGUUUCAACAAACAACGUGCCGAUCAAAAACUUAUUCAAGACUUACGCGCUAAGUUUCGAGAAGACGCUGUGCUUGUGAUGGAAAACUGGUCCGCCCCCAUGCUAUACAAGACCAGUAGGUACUGUCCAGCAUGCCACAACGAAAGCCUCCACACGUUCCGUCGUGUUCCAAAUCCACGACUGUAUCAACGAGAGCGAUAUUCUACGGCU